AGUACGCGCCGCGCCACGGUCGGGGAAUGUCAACAAUGGCUGUUACGCGGCUUCCAUACUGCGUCUCCGUUUAGAAAUCCUCUGAUCGCGAAUUGAGAAUGGCGGAAUGAAAAGCUGAGGAGACUUGCUGCCUGUCCACACGGGCACUCCACACCCACAGUCUGCAACCCGUACCUUUCCGUUUCGAGGGGAUGCUGCCCCAUGUAGAACCACACACUGUGAAUGUGGCAGUGCAGGUGUAAACAGUGGCAUGGAGGUCGUGACGUCACCGAGCAGGCUGCGGGACUUGUGCGGCCGGCGGACCGCCCCGGCCUUGGCUGCCACUGGGUUGUCAUGGCAACCGAACCGCAGCGUCACCCGACGGACCGCCCGAAUAGCCAGGGAAGUGUACAGCGUCUGGUAUGGUCGCGUUGGCUCGACAAACCAUGUUCCUUCAGAAAAAGUUCAGCAACUUUUUAACGAUAUGCAGCUAUAUCCUUCAAAAUCGCAAGUGUACGAGAUGCUUCAGUGUGCGAAGGAGUGUGCGAACAGGAGUUCGGCGUGCUACCUUACCUUCGGCGAGUUCUGCAUUUUCGCUACGGAACUCAAGAGGUGCUACGAAAGAGGGAUACCCAGGCCUGUGCAACUAUCCAGAUUACUGGAGAAAGAUGGAGAAGAUAAGAAGAGAAGGAACAGGAAAAUGUCAAAGGGCAUUCCGAAGUAUGAAGUAUUUCUGGGAGGAUCAUGUAAUCCAACUACAUGGCGGCAAGACACAGCAAUCCCAAUGCUUAAGAGACUUGGCAUCACCUAUUACAAUCCUCAAGUUUCACAUUGGGGCCCAGAGCUUAUUGAACUGGAAUACCAGGCGAAGCAAAAUGCAACAGUGUUGUUCUUCGUUAUUGACAACCAGACGCGGAGCAUUGCAUCCAUCAUUGAGGCAGCUCAUAUUUCUGGAAAGAGGCGGAAACUUAUCUUGGUCAUACAUACCUACCAAGGACCUGGUCAGAAGAUAUGGGGCGAACCAAUUUCGGAAGAAGAGUAUGAUGACCUUACUACAGGUCAAAUGAUGCUACAAGAUCUAGUUGAGCGUCAAGGAAUACCGGUUUUUGAGAGUAUACCAAUUGCACUCAACUGCACUGCAAAAGUGUUGCGGGACAACAUUAGUGUGCAAGAUUUAGGCUUGAAUGAUUUUGCUCAACCUGUCAAAAUGGCCCAUGUUCAACUAGGUGACAAACUUAUAAAGCUGAAAGAAGCAUUCGAUGCCCUAGACACUGAUAAUACAGGAGAGAUCAGUCUGGCAGAUGUUUGCAUGGCAUUUAGGAUUCUUACUGACCGAAAACUUUGUCUCUCGGACAUAAGGAAUAUCUUGGCUACUCAGACAGGUUUAAUAGGAGAUGACGUAAAGGAUGUACCCCUGGAACAAAUAAAAGUAAACUUUGAGCAGUUUUGUGCUAUCGUAGCAGAAUUCAAGUUUUGUGAAAGUGAGGCUCAGAAACUUUGGGACUUAGUCCUAGCCAAAACCACUCGCCUUCUUCAAGCGUUUGUUACUUCUGUGGUGAAAUUACUAGAGUGGGCUAUAUCAUCCAGGCCACUGAGGUCCCUACCUCUUGGUGCUGCUGCAAACGGUCAAAACAGUUCAGUAAGGGAUGUUUACCUUGGAGGCUCAUGCCAUAACACAACAUGGAGAGAGGAUAUAGCAAUUCCAAUGCUGAAAAAGAAUGGCUUAACAUACCACAACCCUAAAGUUGGUCAGUGGAGUAAAAGACUUAUUCCUUUGGAGGCAGCUGCUAUGGACAACAGUUACGUUCUUUUGUUCAUAAUUUCAAAUACCUCGCGUUCUGUUGCUGCUAUGGCUGUGGCUGCUCACUACAUUGGAUUGGGCUGCAAUGUUGUACUGUGUGUACAACAUCUGGCAGAUGACUGUGUACUGGGCAGUGACAAACUUUCAAAGCAAGCAGUGAAGGAUUACAACAGAGGGCGGAUGUACCUGUCUGACUUAGCCAACAGGGAAGGUGUACCUGUGUAUGAUUCUAUUCCUGAAAGUGUAGAGUGUGUUAUCCAGAAGUGCAAUGCACGAUAGCACAAGCUCCAACUGCAAUUUGGCAGUGUUCAAACUUCAUGACAGGUGUUCCUAAGUCAACCAAGUGAGCCAAUUGAAAAGUGUUACCACAGUGAUGCAGCUAUAAAAGUGAAUUGAAGAGUCUUAAUUUAACAGCUAUUAUCCCCGAGACAGGUGUGUUGUGGUACAGUGUGUGGGUGCUCUCAGCAGAGCUGCCAUUCUGCUGCAAUCAGUGGGAUUCAGUAACUGUUUUGUAUGUUGUGGUAUUAGCCGUAACUAUUGGCAUCUCACAAUCUGAAAAUGCGUGCCAUUAUAUUGAAUUGAAGUAGUGAAUAUUUAUUCAGAAAGAGCAAGGUGACAUCACGUGGUUGAGAUUUUGUGCUGUCUUGAUACUAUAAAAGAAGGUAGUGCUAUUAAUUUGAUGAAACAUCUCAAACUGCCAUUAUUCAAUAAUUCAAAUGAUUGGUGUUUCUGUGGAAACAUUGUUUUCGGUUUAUAGAUGUCCGUACUGUGGGAAGAGAUUUUAUUGGUAUUUUUUUAAAAAAAGCAGCUAUUUUUAAAGUUUAUUUUUUCUCUAACAUCGAGCUUUAAGACAGUGACCUGCAUGUUUGGGGAAAAAUCUAAAGAACAAAGGAUGAGUGUUAGUAUGCCCACUGUCUGUACUAAUACGUCAAGACACUAUCCCGUCAUGGGGUACCUCACUGCUCACAUUUUACUAAUGCAGUUUCAAAAUUGAGGCAUCACAUUUAUACAUCAGUAUUGUUUUUGAUUCUCCUUACAUUUUGGUACAUGCACUACUUCACUCAGUCACUUCCAUACAUUUCUUCCUAAAGAACUGUCUUUUAGCUUAAAACCAGAUGUGCAGAUUCCUAACUCGUAAUAAAUUAUUUAUUAUAUUUAUACUUACAUAUUAGGGGACUAAUGGUAUCUACUUAAUCAUGUUAAACUUGAACUCUUCUUUCAUUUCUUUCCUCUUUUUUUUUUUACUUCAUUUGAAUGUGAAAUUUUAGCUUCAGCAGCUUGUUCUCUGGCAGUGCCUCUGUACAAACUGUUAGUGUAGCUACCUCAGGAAGACAAGUGAGUAGGAUAUGGAAAAUAUUCGUGAUGCUAAUAAGUACUAGUUUUCCACUCUACACUUGCCCAUUAUGAACAGGCCAGAGAAAGUUCAGUAUUUUACAGAAGUGAGUGACUUUUCAGGAACUGUGAAUCAUUUAAUUGUAGGGAUAAUUGAGGGAUUAAAUUAUUUGUGUUAAUCUUAGCAGAAAUUGACAUCACAUAGUUAUGAGAAGGGUUUCCCCUUUCAUUAAAUUUUUUAUGGUUCAGAUUCCUAAUAAUUUGACUUUAAUACAUUGUUAGAUUCUGGUCUAGUACACUUAAUUCUCUUGUAUAAUACAAAUUUGAUGAUGUGUUUUCUAAUAUUGGUAACUAAUCAGAAUCCCUGUAAACUUCCCUCCAACUAGAAUCAGCAUGAAUUUGGUUAUAUUUCUGUGUGAAAGAAAGAACCUUAUGUAUUCAAAGUUAACUUUUAUUAGAAAAACUCCUAACCCCCCUCCCCCACCUUGAAACACAGUUAUAAAAGGUAUGUAACUGCAUUGUGUGCAAGUCAUAUGGUCAAUACAUCCGAAAUAUUCUGCAUCCAGAUAAGAUGGUAUUAAGUUGAUGGAAAAUAUUCUGGAAGAACAGAUGAAUGUUGAAAGUUUUUAUUCUCUGGUGACUCACCAGAAGUUACAAAUUACAGUGAAUAGUUUUAUGUUGCAAGUAAUACUAUUUGUUUCUCUUUAUCCAUUCCACACUCCUUCCCUCCCUUAUCACAGUUUCCCUCUUUCCCAUUUUUGUGUAGUCACCAGUAAAGCUUAUAGUUGUAAAUUUUUAGCUAUUUUAAAUGCCUGAAAAUGUGUAGAAUGUUGUCAUUCACAAAGUACCUGACGAAUAUGUGAGGCAGUGUUUAAGUUAGAUGUCUGUACUUACAUGCAACUGCAUUUAUAUACUUUAGUCCAUGGAUAACGAAUGUUUGUGUGAAAAUACAUUUGUUUUUUAGCAUAUUGUUAUAUUUUGACAUGUGAUUUUCUUGUUCUUGUAGUUACACUUCCUCCCAGUCAUACACAGAAAUUGUUUUAUGAGUUGUAAAGUUUUAUAUUGAUUAAAAAUUAAUCUACAGUCUGAAAGUAUUAUACUCAGAUAUUUCUGUUAAUUAUAAUUUUCAGAAUUAAUAACAAGAUGCUGCUAAUAUUGAAACUACCUAACUACUAUCAUUACUUGCAGAAUAUGUUGAUAAAUUUGUACUGACAUUUCUUUUUUAAAAAAAGAAAGCGUGUAGAAUACAGGAGACAAAUGUGGCAAUGGUGGGAGGUUCCUUUAAUGGUAGUGUUACCUUCAGAAGAGGAGGAAUUUAUGUAUUCUGGUUCAGUUUGCACUUAAAUAUGCCACUAGGUUUUUUAAGCAACUUAAAAUUGAAUAAAAAAUGUUGCCAGAAAUCACCUAA
Molecule: messenger RNA, 4520 nt
Organism: Schistocerca americana (American grasshopper)
Lineage: Eukaryota; Metazoa; Arthropoda; Insecta; Orthoptera; Acrididae
Gene: raw
Exons: 15
Coding region: 251-2059 (602 amino acids)
Cellular component (GO): plasma membrane
Molecular function (GO): calcium ion binding
Source: RefSeq, a predicted model, not a curated record